Pimephales promelas (fathead minnow) is the source of this 729-nucleotide messenger RNA. The record is from RefSeq and is a predicted model, not a curated record. Lineage: Eukaryota; Metazoa; Chordata; Actinopteri; Cypriniformes; Leuciscidae.
CAAGGAGUAGCAGCUGAAAUCUGUGUGACUGUUAAAGAUGGAGUUUAUUAAAGAGAAGUUUGAAGACGUGACUGAUCCAGAACCAUCCAGAAGAAAACAUGAAGAUACUGAGGAACAAAUAGACCAGAUGAGAGUGAAAGAGCAAAGACAAGAACUGAAUGAAGUGGAGGAGGAACAUCGUAACUUUACAAUUCAAAGAACAAAAGCCAAAAAGACGCACACCUGCACUCAGUGUGGAAAGAGUUUCUCACAGAAAGGAAGCCUUAAGACACACAUGAGAAUUCACACUGGAGAGAAACCGUAUACAUGCACUCAGUGUGGAAAGAGUUUUUCAAGGCUGAACAAUUUUAAACUGCACCAGAAAACACACAAUGGAGUGAAAGAUCAUGUGUGCUUUGACUGUUGGAAGAGAUUUACUACACCUGCUGAUCUGAAACUUCACCAAAGAAUUCAUACUGGAGAAAAACCUUACAAGUGUUCAUAUUGUGACAAGAGUUUCACUCGGUCUGGAAACCUGAAAACACACAAUCGAGUUCACACUGGAGAGAAGCCGUACGACUGUACUCAGUGUGGAAAGAGUUUCACCCACUCAAGUAAUCUAGCGACUCAUGUUAGAAAGCAUUGUUCUGUGUCAUAGUGAGCAAAUAUUUUGUUAGAUUCACAUAAAGUAAAUGUGUAGUUAGUUAACUAAUAAACUAGUGUUGCUGUGAAAUGCUGCAAGAUUUGUGA